GUGACAUCAUUAUCAUCACAAGAAAUCCCGCCAUUUUUACAAACUAUUUUGAAGACUGGUCUUAAAACCAGUUGUAACGAGGAGAACGUUUCAUAUCACUUGCAUGAGUGCUGUUAAAAAAAAAAAUUGAAAAUGGAAAGAAAUCUUUGUCGGUACUUUAAUACAAUGACUGGAUGCAGAAAUGGUGACAGCUGUCCUUUCAUUCAUAGAAAGAGAAAAGCAGCAAAUGUAGCAAAUGUACCAAGAUGUAGAUACUACAGGGGACCUGGAACAUGCCGUUAUGGGGACAAGUGCUUUUUUCGUCAUGAUGAUACAGGGCACAAGAAUUCAGCUCGUGUAACAAAGAAGCAGCAGACAGAAUUGUCUGGUCCAUUACCUGGCGAUGUUGAUGGGGGUGACCAGGUCAAAAGGUCUGUUGUAUAUGGUCCACAAGAUUCCUCUGAGGAAGAUAAAGAAAAUACAGCUGCUGGUACUGUUGACAAGGGAGCAAGAGCAAAGAAAGGAAAGCAUCAUAGAAAGUCACCUAAAAGUAAAGAGAAAUAUCUAUCUGUUCAGAUAAACAAUCAAGUUAAAGAUGACAGUACUCCGAUCAAAUCAGCGAAACAGAAGGUUGAUAAAGUAGCUGGAGAUAGUAAUAAUAAUGCAAUUACUGGCUGUAGUGAUGAGGCUGAUGAGAGUACUGACCAUAAGACACUAACCUGUGGAGAAUGUGGAGUUGUGUUGGAAGAUGUGCCACUUGAAGACAAUGAGCAACUGGAUGAACUUGAGAAACAUUAUAAAGAAAAUAUACUGAAAAUGGAGAAACACCACAUAAAGUUCCUAGACAAAGAUCAACGUUUCAAGUUUCAAACUUCUUGUAGUGUUUGUGCAAAGGACUUUUCUAAGACACAUGGAUUAUUGAGGCACAUUACUGAUAAAGUUAAAUCAAAGAAAAAUGAUUGGAAAUCUCAUGAGGAAUUCUUAGAAGCAGUCCUAUCUGGAUUUUGGGAAAGAGACCUUGGUUUGACUGAUGAUAAAGAAUGUAUGGAUUGGUUAUUGUUACAUUUAGUAGAAUCUUAUGAAGGUGAAGAUACAGACAGUGAUGAUACUGAUGAGGAGGAUGGGAUGAAUGCUAUGUCUGGGUUGAUGGCUUUGAGUAAACAUCUUCACGGGGGACCACAUUUCUUGAAUGAUGAUGAAUCUUUAGACUCAGAUGAUGACUCUCCAGACUCAGAUAAUUAUGGUAACCCAUGGGGCAUGGAUGCUGAUGAUAUAAAUGAGCUGGCAUGUCAGGGAAUAAUGCCAUGGGACCCAGAGGCUGGUGCUGCUCUGGCAGUUUUGAAUGGAGAGGACGACUAUGAUUACUUUGGUUAAUAAGGAGAUAUUUUUGUGUUCUGUGAACAUUGAAUUAAAAUGAGGAUCCAAGUGUGAUCAAUUAAUGGUGCUACGAUGUCUAUUACAUUGUGUAACAUAAAGAUUAACCAUGAGUAGAAUAACAUAGCAUACCUACAAACCUGUUCAAGCUAAAAAGUUUGAAAUGAUGUAUGACAGCCUUGUUUCAUUGAUAAAAUAUGGUGAAAAAGAGUGAUCAUUCUGUCAAAAAUAAAAGAUUUUGACCUUGCAUGCUGUUGGCAGGUCAAAAGGGGAAGGUUCUAAUGUUUUUAAAGGAGAAAAAGGGAAUAUCACUUUAAGAACUGUUGUUUUUGCAGGUAUGACAUGCAUGGAUUAUUCUGUUUCACUUUAAUCAGCUUUCUGCUAGUGUCAGUGGAUUUAAUCAAUUAUGAGUCUUUUAGCUCACCAAGUACCAAAACAUGUGAGUUUUUUGCAUCUCUUGGUGUAAUUGAUUGAAAGAUCUGAUGGACAGUCACUCCAUAUAUUUUGACAAACCAUUGUACAUUGAAUAUUUAAAAUGUACAAUAUCAACUAUUAUGAAUUAGAAAAACAUUAUGAACAUUUUUUCUAAGCUUCUUUAUUCAGAAUUUAUUAUGUUUUAGUUGUAAACUUUAUAAUGUUGUAUAUUGUAUUAAACCAUGUAUAGAUCUGCCAGGAACUUACUCCUGUUUGAUGAUUUUUGUUAUUUUCAUUAUGUCCAAUUUCUAUUGAGUAUAGAAGUUUUGUCAAUAUAUUGCAUGUUUUGCUGGACAAUAGAUUUUUGAAUGUGAAGUCUAUAAAUAAACCAAUAUUUUGA
Mytilus trossulus (common blue mussel) is the source of this 2167-nucleotide messenger RNA. RefSeq lists its product as uncharacterized. Gene Ontology annotation, molecular function: ubiquitin protein ligase activity; metal ion binding. NCBI's taxonomy places the organism in Eukaryota, Metazoa, Mollusca, Bivalvia, Mytilida, Mytilidae. Bases 133 to 1353 code for a protein of 406 amino acids. The record is from RefSeq and is a predicted model, not a curated record. The transcript has 7 exons. Gene Ontology annotation, biological process: protein polyubiquitination.